ACGGUUCUCCAACCUGUAAGAUCCUUGGCGUCCCGCGGGAGUUGGGCGAGAGGCCGAGAGCUGUGUAAAGCCCGGUGAACAGAGUGGCAGAAUAUCUGUUGGUACCUGGAUGCGGUUUUACCUUAUCUGAAGGUUUGUGGAUGAUCUCAGAUGCUGAUCAUCUGGCUGACAGCAAAGAGCAAAAGCAAGAGAGCACAGAAGUAGCGCUGGAGUCUCACAGUGAGGAGGAACUGGCGAACAGAAAACAAAGCCGAAGGAAAGAAAUCGAAGGUCCCAUUCCUCAUCUGUCAAGUGCGAUGUCUCGCCCUGCACACAGAAGACCAGAAUACCAUAAAAUAAACAAGGAUCUCUUUGUCCUCACCUAUGGAGCUCUGGUUGCCCAACUGUGCAAGGAUUAUGAAAAAGAUGAAGAUGUGAAUAAAUAUUUAGAUAAAAUGGGACACGGCAUUGGCACACGGCUGGUGGAAGAUUUUUUGGCUCGAUCUUGUGUGAGACGAUGCCACAGUUAUUCAGAAAUUAUAGACAUAAUUGCCCAGGUUGCUUUCAAGAUGUACUUGGGAAUCACACCAAGUGUGGCCUGUAACAAUUCAAGCAGAAAUGAAUUUUCCCUGAUUCUAGACAAGAAUCCUCUGGUGGAGUUUGUGGAAGAGCUCCCUGCUGGGCGGACCUCUCUGUGCUACUGCAAUUUACUCUGUGGCAUUAUCAGAGGUGCCCUGGAAAUGGUUCAUUUGGAUGCUGAUGUUGCAUUCUUGCAAGACAGACUAAAAGGCGACAGUGUAACAGAAAUAGGAAUAACAUUCCUGAAAAAGCCAGAUGAGAAAAAAUACAGACGGAAAAAAUGAAAAAUAGCAUGCAAAAUGCCUCAGGCUGACUAGCUGAGGAGUUAGUGGUAGCUAAACAAGUACAGCCACUGGAAUUUUGAGUUGCUUAAUAGCAUGGGCUUUAAAAGGAUUAUAAAUCAGCCAGAAAUUUGAAAUGCCGUGCACCAGGAUAUGAGGCUGUUUUUCCCCUUUUGCUUUUAAAUCACCCAGUUUCAAUCUCAUGUCAAGAUUUCAUAUACAAAUAACUCCUUAUAAGAUAGAAAACAUGAGUAGCACAUACUACGUAGUCCAGCAUAAGAGGGUCUAUUCAUUUCAUUUAUUUGUGGUAACAAAAAAAAUAUUGUCACCUAUACAAUUGGUAUAGUUAUCUCUUCUCAUAUGAAGAAAUGGGUGAAAUGAUACAAUAGAGAGUCCACUACUCACAGUUUCUAGGUCCUGUACAUUGCAUUCUCUGUGGAAAUAGCUCCAUUUGUACCAAUCUUUCAUAGUUAUGAAAAAAAUGGGAUUUUUCUCCAAUAUUGGCUUGGCUUAUAACUUCAGCUUUCUGGAGCUACACUUGAUUUGUAAUCAACAGGGCAAUACUAUUUAUUUGGAUGCUAAUUCUGUAACAUUUAAAAGUAACAAUUUUAAUUCAUUUAAUUUAUUUAAUUUUUAGAUGGCUGACAUUAACCUAAUUCUUUCCUUUCCUCAUGAAAUAUUACUGAUGGUGAGGCCAGAAAAUCACUACAAUGAGAAGUCAAUGAUGUUCUUUGAGAAUGUUUUCUUAUCUCAAGUUUUAUUCAGUUAUAAUUUUUACUAUCAUUUUUAUCACCUAAAAACCUGAUAGAGUAUAUUUUGUUUGUGACCAGAACAUACUUAAAAUUCAAAAUUACUGGAUUAAAUAAACAAUAAUCUUCACCAGACCAUCAGUGUACAACGAAAACCUAUAUGGUAGUCCCGACUUUACUGGAUUCUGCAGAGAAAUCAAAUUAAAAGUAAAAGUUACAAUUAAUAUGGCACCAUCAGUUAAAACUGCUGUAAGUGCUAUGGUAGUGACGGCCUCACCUAGGACUCAGGAGCCUAAAGAUGAGGCCCUGUUCUGUUUGUAGUGGCCUCAGUUGAUGCUGACCAGUAGCUGGUCUUGGGUAAGGUGUAUAAUCUCUCUCUUUCUCCCUUUGUAAAAUGAGAGGAUAGUACAUGAUAAGGAUCUAAAAUUAUGACAAUAAACAAAUGACAUCAGUAACCACUGAAAAUCCACCUCUUUAGGUUUUAGAAGACUAUGGGGAAAUUGUUCCCCACUUACCCAACUAUCUCUUCAGAAGGACGUUGAGGUUGGUACUAAGGAGCGAAUAGGGUCACAGGGGCAGCUGUAGCAUCAGUGGAAGGACCUUCAAACCUGUUCUACAGAAGACCAGGAGUAAAAUCUGGAACGUUGAUCAAUGCAGAGAUUUUGGUUAUCUUGGAAAAGCCAAAGGGAAAGAAAGGUUUGGGGCAGAUAGUUUAGUGAUUUCAAGUGAUGUCACCAGAUUGUGGUGCACACACAGUUUCCUGAGGAGGCCUGCCUGUUACCUAUUUAAAGUUGCCAAGAAUCAGAAAUACCUCCCUCGGCAGCCUGUACACUUAUUUAUUGCCUUCUCAAAUCUCUCCAGUCCAUCUGUUAGUUAUCAGAAGCCUGGAUCUCUUCAUCAUUUGGAACAGACUAUUAUGAGUAACUGCAAAGCUCCCUCUUCUUCCUGUGUAUGAAGUGCCUAGAAUCUUCCUGCAACCUCUUUACUUCCUUCUUUGCUCCCUUGUCCAUUUCAUUUAUUUCAAUUAUGCUUCAUGUAAUGGAAAUUUGUUGGCUGCCUGUACCUUUCUGCCUUCUGAGAGAAUGACAGUGUUCUGUUCAGGUGCUCACCAUUUUAUAAAGCAACACAGCUACAACCUCAGAGGAAGUCAUCACCUGGCCACAGUGGUUCAUUCCUGGUUUAAAACCACCACAUUGACAGCCACAUAUAAGACAGUCAGGACAUGACAUGCCCCAGACCAGAGGGCAGGGAUGACUGGACUGAAGUGAAGAAAGUCUUGCCUGUUACGUGAGCCCAUAAAUUUACUGUAGUCUUUCAGAGAGUAGUUUGGGUUUCUGUUACAGUAAUGCAACAAAGUUCAUUGCAUUAUAAAUAUGUGAAAAACAAUUUGCAACAUACUGGAGAAUAUCAAAGAGAAUUGUUCAUUAUUGCAUUUGCACAUAGUUGAAUGCUCAAUAAAAUGACAUUAAGGUUCACAAUAGCUCCCCUCCUCCCAGAGAUGAAAAGGUUACAGAAGGGAGAAAAGGGGAAGUUAAGUUUGCAAGUACCUAGCACACAAGUCCCAAAAAAGGAAGAUUCUAUAGAGAGAAGGCAUUUGAUAUUAGUGCACUGUGAGCUCUUUAAAAACAAACAAAACAAAAAGAAUCUCAUACAUGUCAGGGCCUUGCUUCAACUAUUUCCAACAGAACUUAAAUUACAUUAGGAGUCACUCAAGAAUUCCAAAGUCAGAACAAUCCUCUGACUUCUGGAGCCUCCUAGUGACCUACAUCUUUCAAGCCAGCAGACUGUCCAUAGUGACUUGCUGUUUCAGUGUAGUGUGUGAAUCACUACACUUUAAUGACGUAAGGGAGAAAAUUCGAAUUCCCAAUGUUCUAUACAUGCCAAACUAUAUAAGCCCCUAGAAAUGCUACUUCCUUGGUUUUGAAUUCAAUUCAGAUUUUUAUCAGGUACUAGACACUGUGACUAUGUGCUAUGGCACUUAAUAUUCCCAACAACCUGUGAGGCAUUGGAUAACAGACAAGGAGGAAAUGGAUGGGAAAUUAAAACGAGCUAAAUUUGCCAGUGCUUUUAAGUGCAUCAUGAUGAGGGGUGGUGAGUAAAGGGAGCUGGCCAUGGCUCCAGCCUGCGAGGCUGAGUGUGAGCCCACAGGAGGCAGAGUCAGUGCAGGAGAGAAGCUAAUAAGUUUGGAAUAUUUUGAGUUUGAGGUGCCUUUGAAACAUCUCAACAGCUGCAGGGAUUCAGAAGAGAGGAGAUCACUAUGUGGAUACCAGUAAAGGUGGUGGGUAUAGACAAUAGCCUCUGGGAAUAGUGUGGACUUGAGAAAAUAUGAGAGCAAAAACAGAAUCCAGAGGAAAAACACCAUUCAAAAGGGAGCAAAGAAAGAAGAGCACAAAUAAGACCAAACUUUCAGUCAGAGAUGUAUGUAGGAGAAAGUGGUGACGCUGAAGCCAAAAGAGUUUCAAAUACAGUAGAGUGAUUAGAGGUAUUAGAUGACACAGAAAAGCCGAGGAAGGGAUGUUGAAUUUUGUAAGGAGAAGGCCUUUGCCCGAGAGCGAUUUCAGGGCCAGAGGGAGGAAUUGGCCUCACUGUAGUAGAUUGAAGAGACAGCAGGAGGUGAGAUCCUGUGUACCCAACAGGCCACCAAUGCACCCCUCAUCCUUCCAAUGGCAAACUUUAAGAAAACAAGAUGUAGCAGAUAGAAUGUCCUUUGGACUGACUGAAUGUCUCCCCCAGUUUUCAUAUUUUGAAACCCUGAUGCAUAAUGCGGUAUUAUUUGAAGGUGAAACCUUUGGGACGAAAUUAAAGUUAGAUUUAGUCAUAAGGAUAGAGUCCUUAUGAUGGGAUUAAUGUUCCAGAAGAAAAACAUAAGAUCUCUCUCUCUCUCUGUCUCUCUCUCUCUCUCCCCUGUGAGGAUACAAUAGAGCAG
Messenger RNA from Phyllostomus hastatus (greater spear-nosed bat), 4514 nucleotides. RefSeq names its product trafficking protein particle complex subunit 3L (gene TRAPPC3L). Gene Ontology annotation, biological process: endoplasmic reticulum to Golgi vesicle-mediated transport; intra-Golgi vesicle-mediated transport. Gene Ontology annotation, cellular component: cytosol; TRAPP complex; cis-Golgi network membrane. NCBI's taxonomy places the organism in Eukaryota, Metazoa, Chordata, Mammalia, Chiroptera, Phyllostomidae. The transcript has 7 exons. The record is from RefSeq and is a predicted model, not a curated record. The coding region runs from base 141 to 842 and encodes 233 amino acids.